Pelodiscus sinensis (Chinese soft-shelled turtle) is the source of this 999-nucleotide messenger RNA. Its product is annotated as olfactory receptor 52M1-like. The record is from RefSeq and is a predicted model, not a curated record. Gene Ontology annotation, biological process: G protein-coupled receptor signaling pathway. Gene Ontology annotation, cellular component: plasma membrane. Gene Ontology annotation, molecular function: G protein-coupled receptor activity; olfactory receptor activity. Lineage: Eukaryota; Metazoa; Chordata; Testudines; Trionychidae.
AUGUACAUUGUCGCCAUUUUGGGGAACAUUGCCAUCCUGUUCAUCGUGAAGAGUGAGCCAAGACUCCAUGAGCCCAUGUACUAUUUCCUCUGCAUGCUGGCUGUCUCCGACCUGGUCCUAUCCACGUCCAUUGUGCCCAAAACACUGAGCAUCUUCUGGUUCAAUUCUAGAGAGAUCGAUUUUGGUUCUUGCUUCACCCAGAUGUACCUUGUUCACUGCUUUUUAGUGAUAGAGUCUGGGAUGUUCACAGCCAUGGCUUUUGAUCGCUACGUGGCCAUCUGUGAUCCCCUGAGACAUUCCACAAUCCUGACAAAUUCCAUUGUAGCUAAGAUCGGCUUGUCUGUGGUGCUGCGCGGCUUCAUGAUGAUACUUCCCAUUCCCAUCAUGGGGAGUCGGUGGCCAUACUGCAAAACCAACAUCGUCCCCCACACGUACUGCAAGCACUUUUCUGUGGUGUCCCUGGCCUGUGCCGACUUCCGCCCUAGUAGUUACUACAGCCUCUGUGUGACAUACCUUGUACCCAGUGUGGAUGGGUUUUUAAUAGCCGUGUCCUACAUCCAGAUCCUCAGGGCCAUCUUCCGACUGCCCACAAAGGACGCUCGGCUCAAAGCAUUUGGAACCUGCGGGUCUCAUCUCUGCGCCCUCUCAACCUUGUACAUCCCAGAUCUCUCUGUCUCCCUGAUGCAGAGGAUUGCUUCUAAUGUGCCCCUGCCUGUGCUCAUCCUCAUGGCCAAUGUGCAACUACUGAUGCUUCCCACACUACACCCCAUCAUCUAUGGGUUGAUGACAAAGCAAAUCCGGGACAGACUGUUGUGGAUAGUUACUCAGAAAAGGGCUGGCCAGAGCCAUUACCAGGCUAUCAUAUCAGUCUUAACAACAACAAAAGAUAAGAAGCAGCAGGCUGCCAGCAAAUGUCAGGAACCGGCUUUAAAAAAUGCAGCUCCUGCCCUGAGGCAAUGCCGUGAGAAACGGGGGGAUCAGUCUCGUUACAAGUCAUAG